ACACAUCUUUUUAUCACAGAUUCGUUAAGUUCACAUACAAGUAUGGAUCAGUUAACACAAUUGGAACCUGUCGAAUAUCAUUCUUUAGACGAAGAUGAAAUAAGGCUGAUCAGUUUUGAUGUGAACUACUCACCCGUUAUAAAAUGUUACCUUCAUCAUGAAAAGCUGUCAUCCAACCCAUCUUUCUGCGCCCUAUCAUACGUAUGGGGCAGCACAGAAAACAUGCAGGUCAUAAUCGUUGAUGAGGGCUCGCUCCAAGUUACGCAAAACCUCUACGACGCCUUACUUGAAUUCAGGCGGAGAUUGCUCGAGGAUCCAGAGGAGCUGAUCGACGAAGACCCUAGGAAUUUCUACCUCUGGGUUGAUGCUAUUUGUAUCAACCAAACUGACAUUGAAGAAAAGGCCUUCCAGAUACCGAAAAUGGGCGAUAUCUACACUAUGAGCGAACAAGUUGUGGCAUGGCUAGGUCCAAUAAACCCAGAGGAACGGGACUCUGUGGCGGAAAUGUCAGCAUUGUUAGAAACUUUCCAGCGCCGAGCUGGUGGCCCAGACGCUCCACUGCGGCAGGUCAUUGAAGAAUACACAGAAGAAAAUCUAAAAGAGGCCAGGAACCAGUCAGAAUUGUCCAAAUUUAUCGCAACAUUGAAAAAAGUCGGAAAUAAUGCAUGGUUUACCCGCAUUUGGAUUGCACAGGAAGUUGUUCUUGCCCAGAAACGACCUAUCUUACUUUUAGGCCCUGUAUCAAUGGAUCUGAAGGCUUUUUUAUCCGCAUGGAUCUACUUGGUAUUCCGGUCAGACUAUGUUAAGUCGUCAAGUCCCUUGACAUACUUCAUGCUCCGGGGCCAGUAUGAGCCGCUUCCACGUGGCGAUGUCGACCAGAUGAGUACUGCUGAUCUAGAAGCUUACCACGCUUUCAAAAUCCUCCGAUGGCUCGACAGAACUUACCAUCUCAAUGCUACCGUACCUCAUGAUCGCAUAUAUGGAUUAUUGGGAUUGCUCAGGGGUUGGUCGCUUCCACAGUCGAUGCUUCCCGAUUACAAACAACCAUAUGAGAACGUUUAUUUCCAGUACACCAGAUUCAUCCUCUCAAAAGCGAAAGACACCAGGGUGCUAGGAUUAGGUCCUAUCGGAGCUCUGAAUGGCGUCCCGUCUUGGGUUCCCGAUCUUCGGAAUCAAGUCCCAAUUGGAGUCGACAAUGAACCUGAUAAUCCCUCUUGCUCGUGCUUCAGCUUUUCAAUAGAAACGAACGUUUUAAGGAUGCCAGGAAUAAUAUUAGGACGUUGUAUUUCUGUCUUUCCAGCUCAACCACCUCGAACUGCAACUGAACCGAUCUAUCCACUAAGCAAAUAUCUUGACUGUGAGAAGGCGAUACUUUCAGUAAGCUCCUCAUUAACAGAUAUCCCACGUAAUCAACUUCUUCAACAAUGGCUACGGAGCCGAGUAUCUCGAUUCUUCCAGAAUGAUCCAUGGGAUUGGCCUGAUGGUUUCGAACAGGCUUUCGUGAAUGCAUAUGAAUCCAUGAUACAGGACAAGCCAUUCAUUCGACCGGAAUUCAUGAUGAGGAAGUGGCCUACAAUAGAGGAGGAGGCAAAUGAUUUACUAUACAGUGCAAAAUGGCAGUAUAUGAUCCUCGGACAGGGCUCAUUUGUGCUGGAAGAUGGUACAACGGGAUUCCUCUGGGACGACCACGCUAACCCCGAACAAGGCGACAUAUUAUGCGUGUUUCCAGCGCUUCUGUCGCCUAUUCUGGUGCGAUCAGACAGUAACGGCCAAUACAGGAUGGUUGGUACUACCACGUUAGAUAAAUACCCGCGAGGCCUCGAUGAUGAUCAAAAGGGAUAUCAAGACUAUUCUGAGCAAUUCGUCAAAGAUACCCAAAACGCAAACCAAAGUAUGGUAUAUUUUGAUAUAAUCUAAGCUAUCUAUCGAUGAUAUUUCAUGUUCAUUUAUUAUAUUUACCUAGUAAGGUACCUAAGGUAU
This is a messenger RNA of Annulohypoxylon maeteangense, 1980 nucleotides long. RefSeq names its product heterokaryon incompatibility protein-domain-containing protein. NCBI's taxonomy places the organism in Eukaryota, Fungi, Ascomycota, Sordariomycetes, Xylariales, Hypoxylaceae. The record is from RefSeq and is a predicted model, not a curated record. The coding region runs from base 43 to 1917 and encodes 624 amino acids. The transcript has a single exon.